CUCCAAUGUCUGAAGCCCUACUGUAGUCAGUCUGCCUCACCUCUCCCCUCUAGCCUUGGAGGACCUCUCUCUCUCUCUCUCUCUCUCUCUCUCUCUCACGCCAGUCAGAUAGAUCUAUCUACAGUACGUCCGUCUGUCUGUCUAUCAACAAUGGUGGUCCCUGGCUCUCAACACAUAGAGGACAAGAUGUAUCAUCCUCCGGAGGGUCUUCGGAAGGAUGCUCAUGUGCCUGACUUCAACUGUUAUCUGGAACUUUACAGGAAGUCUAUUGAGGAGCCGGAGGUUUUCUGGAAAGAGGUUGCUAGUGACUUCUAUUGGAAGAAGCCUCCGACGGGACACAUUCUGCAGUAUAACUUUGAUGUAACCAAAGGGAAUAUCUAUGUCAAAUGCAUGGAGGGGGCCAAAACCAACAUGUGUUACAACGUCCUGGACAGGAACGUGAAGGACAAGAACCUUGGUGAUCAAGUGGCAUUCUUCUGGGAGGGGAACUCACCGGAUCAUCACGUGGCCAUCACCUACAGCCGGCUGCUGGGACAGGUGUGCCGGUGUGCCAACGUUCUAAAGCAGAUGGGGGUGAGGAAGGGAGACAGGGUGGCCAUCUACCUUCCAAUGAUUCCUGAGCUGGUCUACACCAUGCUGGCCUGCGCCAGGAUAGGAGCUGUCCACUCCAUCGUGUUUGCAGGCUUCUCCUCCGAGUCUCUGUGUGAGAGGAUCAUGGAUGCCAAGUGCAGUAUUCUGGUGACUGCAGAUGGUGUAUACAGAGGGGAGAAAUUGAUCAACCUGAAGCAGAUAGCAGAUGAAGCUCUGGAAAAGUGCAAGGAGAAAGCAUCGGCGACCGUUAGAAGAUGUCUAGUGGUUAAGCAUUGCGCGCUGAGGAUAGAGGGUGGGGAUGUUUCCAACAAACUGCAGACCCCGUGGGAUGCUGUAUAUGAUGUGUGUUGGGAGGAGGUGAUGGGACAGGUCUCUGAGCAGUGUGAACCUGAGUGGCUGGAUGCAGAGGAUCCUCUCUUUAUACUGUACACCAGCGGAUCUACUGGCAAACCAAAGGGUGUCCUCCACACGGUGGCAGGCUACCUGCUCUAUACCUCGACCUUCAAGUACGUGUUUGACCACCAGCCAGACGAUGUGUACUGGUGUACCGCUGAUAUAGGAUGGAUCACUGGACACUCCUACAUCACCUAUGGACCCCUGGCCAACGGGGCUACCAGCGUACUGUUUGAGGGUAUUCCAGUCCACCCUCACGUGGGGCGUUUCUGGGAGGUGAUUGAGAAGUACAGAGUGACCAAGUUCUACACAGCUCCCACAGCCAUACGCCUUCUCAUGAAGUACGGGAAAGAGCCAGUACAAAAAUACGACCUGUCGUCGCUGAGGAUCCUGGGAACUGUAGGCGAGCCUAUCAACCCGGAGGCGUGGCAUUGGUACUACGAGGUUGUUGGUCAGAAGAGAUGUCCCGUGGUGGACACCUUCUGGCAGACUGAGACCGGUGGCCAUGUUCUGACCCCACUUCCUGCUGCUACUCCUCUGAAGCCUGGAUCAGCUACGUUUCCUUUUUUCGGAGUGGAUCCCACCAUACUGAACGAGCAUGGAGAGGAACUGGAGGGAGAGGCAGAGGGCUAUCUGGUGUUCAAGCGGCCCUGGCCUGGUAUCAUGCGUACUGUGUACGGAAACCAGGAGCGGUUUGAGAACACAUACUUCAAGAAAUUCCCAGGUUUUUACGUGACCGGCGAUGGCUGCAGGAGAGAUGGAGAUGGCUACUACUGGAUCACAGGCAGGAUAGACGACAUGAUCAACGUAUCAGGUCACCUGUUGAGUACAGCGGAGGUGGAGGCAUCUCUAACAGAGCAUGGAGCGGUGGCCGAGGCAGCAGUGGUCAGCAGACCCCACGCGGUCAAGGGGGAGUGUCUCUACUGUUUCGUUACUCUGAAGGACUGCAGAGAGUUCGACCGCGCUCUGGUGGAGGAACUCAAGAGACAAGUGAGAGAGAAGAUUGGUCCGAUCGCCACUCCAGACUUCAUCCAGAACGCUCCUGGACUUCCUAAAACACGCUCUGGUAAGAUCAUGAGGCGGGUCCUGAGGCAGAUUGCCCGGAACGAGAAGGAUCUAGGUGACCUUUCAACUCUGGCUGACCCUAAGGUCGUGGAGGUCCUGUUCAGCCAGCGGUGUGAGACAGCUGCUUGAGGGGCUGCAUGUCAACACUCUGUGUGGCGUCCUCUCCUCGUGUCCUCUCCUUCUCUCCUCUCCUUGUCUCCUCUCCUUCAUCUACAUUGUUCUGAAAACACAGGAUAGGUGAAUAUAGGAUAUAGAAUAUUCAGUAGGCAAUAUGGCGGAUGGGAUGUUUUCUUUCUCUUACCUAUUCAGCUUAUAUACCAGUGCAGAUGAAGGAGAGGAGACAAGGAGUGGAAGCCAGGUUAGACGAUUGAGACACACCCAGAGAGGCUCUCCCUCAAGUCACGGUGCGGAUGAAUACGGCACUGGUCCUGAAUCAGUCUCAGGGCUUUUCAUGUGCACUGUUUGGGGAUGGGAUUAGGUUUGGGAGGACAGAUCCUAGAUCAGAUCUUAUGGGAAAACGAUUGACUUUGAGUUAUUCUAUGUAGACAAACGAUAAUACAGAAGCAACAGUCCAAUGAAAGUCCCCAGCCCAAACAUUGCAUUCAGUUUCAUUUCAUUUUCUUUCCCGAACGGGGGUCAAACAGAUAGGCCAAAUAAUUAUAAAUGCCACAAUGUCAUUUUGCAUUUAAUAAUGGGUGGGCCCAUAUUGAGGUGAACUGGACCCAGAAUCAGAAUCUUACCCUUGUUGCCUGCUCAGUAACCUAACCUCUGGAACAUUCUCUCAGUGUUCUAAAUUAUUGAUCAGCUCAGGAUGGAUCAACAUGAUGAAUCAGCUUGUAGCUUCCAUCUUGCUUUUCACGAUGUGCUCCUCAGACUUGAUAGAUUAGUAAUGAUCGGUCAUGUCUAAAUGAUGAAUGAAAGCUAGCUAGCUGUUCACUUUUUUUAUAGCUAUGAAAAACUAUCCCAGGGAGACCAGUCAGCUUUGCACACUUCUACACCAGGGGCUUGUAUUUGUUUGGACGUCAAUGUAUAUUUCCAACUUGAGAUUUUAAUGUUUUUGUUGACAUGAGAAUAAAAGUGUUUCAUGUUUAA
This is a messenger RNA of Coregonus clupeaformis (lake whitefish), 3141 nucleotides long. Its product is annotated as acetyl-coenzyme A synthetase, cytoplasmic. The record is from RefSeq and is a predicted model, not a curated record. NCBI's taxonomy places the organism in Eukaryota, Metazoa, Chordata, Actinopteri, Salmoniformes, Salmonidae. Gene Ontology annotation, molecular function: acetyl-CoA synthetase activity; AMP binding.